AUGAAGCUACAAUCAUUAUAUUCGGCCGCUGUUUUCAUGCUACCAGUAGCAGCUUCUACCUCACAGCCCUUCUCUUGCAACACAACGAAAGUGAUACAUAGAGACGUAGCCAUCAUUGGCGGCGGCGCCUCGGGAACCUACGCCGCGAUGCAGCUCCACGAUCUCGGCAAAUCCGUCGCCCUUAUCGAGCGCAAGCCCAUCCUCGGAGGCCACACAAACACCUACGUCGAUCCGACGACUAACCAGACAAUCGACUAUGGAGUCUACCAAUGGACCGACCUCGAUGUCGUGACGGAGUUCUUCGAACGUCUCAACGUCUCUUACACCAAAACCGCCGCCAUCUCACCCGGCGACACCUUCAAGUUCGAUUUCGAGCGAGGAGAGCUUUCUAACCAAUCCCUAGUCGAAGCCUCAGUCGACGCCUAUGCCGACGUGGUCGAUAAAUACGACUACCUACAGUAUGACACUGCGCUUCCUGAUCCCGUCCCCCAGGAUCUAUAUCGCCCAUUCCGGGAUAUCGUUAAGAAAUAUGGCCUCGAAGGCUUUGUCAGUAAUCUCUGGAACGGACAGGGUGAUAUCCUGACAAUGCCAGCACUAUAUAUUUUCAAGGAUGUAGGACCGGCCGUUGUGGAAAGUAUGCGGACGAACUUCGUGUACACCGCCAACCAUAAUAACUACGAGAUCUUCGGAAACGCGCUGGAGAUCCUAGGCCAGGACAGCGUGUUCCUCUUGACGACAGUGUCCCACAUGCAGCGUCAUAACGACAGCGUCCGCAUAUGCGUGGAGUCACCGACAGGCCGGGAACUCAUCCACUCAAAGAAACUGCUCAGCACCAUUCCCCCUUUACUGGAUAACUUGGAUGGGUAUGACCUAUCCGAGGACGAAAAGUCCGUGUUUGGGCAGUUUCGCGCAGUAGGAUACUAUGCAUCGCUCGUGCGGAUUCCGGGCCUCCCCCCCUCGAGCUUCAUGUAUAAGAAUAUUGCGUCAGACACGGUCUACGGCCAGCCGAGACUGCCUGCUCUCUACCGGAUUAUGCGCACCGAAGCUCCGGAGCUGUAUAUUGUAGAGUAUGGAUCGCUGACUGCCCUGACUGCCCAGGCCGCUCAGGAUGGCAUUUUGCAAUCGAUCGAGACACUGCGCCGGCAGGUUGGGGGCAAGCUGGACUUGGAGAGCGAGAUCGUGGCUUAUGAUAGCCAUACGCCAUAUCAUGUGCAUGUUUCAUCGGAGGCCAUCCGGGAUGGGUUUUAUAGGAAGUUGUAUGGGCUUCAAGGGCGCAGGAGUACGUUUUACUCCGGGGCUGCGUUCCAUGCGCAUGAUUCGGCGUUGCUGUGGAGAUUUACCAAGGAAAUCGUUGGGGAUCUUGUUGAAGAGUUGGGGUGA
Messenger RNA from Aspergillus melleus, 1380 nucleotides. Its product is annotated as amine oxidase, flavin-containing superfamily. The transcript has a single exon. The record is from RefSeq and is a predicted model, not a curated record. The coding region runs from base 1 to 1380 and encodes 459 amino acids. NCBI's taxonomy places the organism in Eukaryota, Fungi, Ascomycota, Eurotiomycetes, Eurotiales, Aspergillaceae.